CUAUUUUGUUCUUACCAGGACUUCCCUUUCGCGCCACAACCACAGUUAUUGGAUUAAGGUGGGUCAUUGAGCUCAUAUUGAACCUUGUCAGAAUGGGUGAAACCAGUGAGAUGGCCAAGCCUUCCAAACAAAUGGGUAUUGGGGAAGUCAACAUGCCUCCUAAAUGGUUUGUACCAUUGUUUUCAACUCAGGAAACACCAAAGACACCUUCACAACCAGAUGGGCCAACUUUUGUGCAGGCAUAUUAUGGUUCUGGGGCUACCGCACCUCCCUUUGUCAUGUCAAGUUCCGCUGCCUCUUCGUUGUUUAAUCCCUAUAUGUGGGGAAAUCAGGUGGCUUAUCAGCAAUGUAUGUCACAAUAUGGACCUGGACUUCAAUACCAUGCUCCAUAUAACAAGGAGGUCCAUGCAAAUCUUAACACAGUUAAGGGUGUGGGAUUGGCCAUUCCAGAAAAAGAGGAAAGGAUUCUCAAGGGAAAGGACUUGGAUUCAAUGAGCAAACACAAGAGAAGCUCAGAGAAUUUGAUUUUGGUAGGUAAUGGAUCAAGAGAAAGUGAGAAGGCAGCUUCAAGUACCAGAAAUGAUGGCGGUGGUCCUUCACAAAGUGAUGUAAGUGGAAGUGAGGGCUCAUCAGAUGACAGUGAUGUCAAGAAUCAGGAGUUUUCUAAAAGUAAAAGGCAAAGAUUUAACCAGUUGCAGGCAGAUGGAGUGGUUGCACAGAACAAAGCUAGUGUCCAGGAUUGUGGUGCAAAUACAGAUUUGGCAUUGCAUGAUUCAGUAGCAAACGUGGCUGAAACUGAUCUCAAUUUGGGAAUGAGCCUUAGUGCAUCCAGUGCUCAACCUUUUCUUAUGAAGGAAGGGAUUGACCUGAGAAAUGAGAGGAGAAAGCAGUCUAAUAGGGAGUCAGCUAGGAGGUCAAGAAUACGUCGACAGCAGGAAUGCGAAAAACUACAAGCAUUGGCAGAGAUGCUAAAAACCGAGACUUCCAUGCUGAAGGAGGAGCUAGUUAGGCUUUCCGAGGAAUGUGGGGAAGUUGAUGAAGAAAACAAUUCCUUAAUGGAUGAGUUAACCAAGAUGUAUGGACCAGAUGCAAUUUCAGACCUAAUUGCUAGGAACCCUAACUCCGGUUGUAGUGAAAGCAAUGACAAUGAAGAAAGAAUUCCUAGUGGAGAUGACUCACCUCUUCAUACGAUUAGAAUUACAUGAAAUUUUAGUUUGAAACUAGAAUGUGGCUUUGACUGAAAUUAUAAGUUCAUGUCGAUUCUUUAUGAUUUUUUCAUAUUCAUAUUUUAGAAAAAAGAGGUAUUAUUCCAAAACAUUCAUGUGGGUUUCAGAUUUUAUGUACUCAAAUGAUUUCAACAUUUGGUAGAGUGCUAAUUUUAGGCUUUUA
Quercus robur (English oak) is the source of this 1389-nucleotide messenger RNA. Its product is annotated as G-box-binding factor 1-like. Gene Ontology annotation, biological process: regulation of DNA-templated transcription. Gene Ontology annotation, molecular function: DNA-binding transcription factor activity; sequence-specific DNA binding. Lineage: Eukaryota; Viridiplantae; Streptophyta; Magnoliopsida; Fagales; Fagaceae. The transcript is spliced from 12 exons. The record is from RefSeq and is a predicted model, not a curated record. Gene Ontology annotation, cellular component: nucleus. The coding region runs from base 93 to 1205 and encodes 370 amino acids.